AUGAUGAGCAAGUUUGUUCCUCAACAACAAACUUGUUCCCCAACAGCAACUUCAUCGGAAAUUAAUCCUUCUCAGCAAAUAGCUUACGGAGAUGCUGCUCAUUCAAAGUUGAACAAUGAAACAGAAACAGCUAUCAAACCAUUAUGGCUUUACGGUUAUUGCUAUCUUUCCUUGGAUAAAACGGUUUGGACCUUGUUGUUGGAUUUUGAAUAUCAAUUGGAUCCAAAUGCCAUGGAGGGCCAUGUCAUGAUUCCAAUUACCAACCAAGAGGUAAUAGCACAUUCCAAGUACAAAAAAGGAAAUAGCAAGGCCAACACACCAACCAACAUCGAACUACUUCAGCAAUCUUUUUUAGAAUAUUCGAACGCAAAUUUUAAAGAAUGUUUAACAACUCUGCAGGAGUUAAUUGAAAGAAAAACCGUGACAACUCCUGCAAGGGAUGAUGAACUAUUGAUUCUUAAUUCCCUUGUUGCUUUAUAUGUAACCGUUAUUUUAAAUUAUUCAACCAUACUCUCAACUCAAUAUCAAAGUUAUCACAACAGUAUGGAACUUCUAAAGGUUGGAGAAAUAAUGCUGAAACAAUUCAAAAAUUCUCAUCUACAAAUGUUUUUUAGCUCAUUGAUUGAGAUUUCCAAAAGCAAUUACUUUAGGAAGAGAAAAAAACCUAAACUUGUUCAUUAUUGUUGCAAAGAGGCGUUUAACAGAUAUAACCAAACUGGAUGUUUGAUUUACUCACAAUAUAUUCUUCAAGCUCUAGCAACAUCAUGCCUCUAUUGUAAAAAACAUGAUGAAGCAAUUCAGCAUUUUGAAAACAAUUUAUUCCUGUAUGCUCAUCAAAAGGAUAAUGUUUACGUGCAGCAUCAUUCAUUGGACUACUUUAAUCGAAUUUUAACAUUUAUUUGUGAGAAUGAAUAUUUUUUGAUUAUCAACAAAUGUUUUAAUAUGUUUAAUUAUGGUGUAACUUUGUAUGAAAAGAGUACAGAACGGCCGUCACAAGCAACAGACAGUAUUAACGAAAUUUUGAAGUGUCGAUAUUUUAUAUUUCAAGCCAUUGAUAUGAUGCAUCAGCAUAUCUCAUCACACCAUAACAUUGUAAUAGAAAAAAGAUGGUUGAAGCACAUGGUAAAAACAUUCAAGGUUAUAUCUCUCAAAUUCGAACAUGUCCCAAUAGAUUGCCCCAUGUCUAUUCAAACCUUAAUGAACAAAUUUUGUGAACAAGAUGAGGGACUCAUGGAGGGAGAAAGCCACAAUAAGAACACAAGCCCAUUUAGGAAUCAAAAUUACUACAUUAUGACUUUGAACAAGGCCAUUCAUUUCGUGAUUAAGGAAAAUCAAAAGCAGCAAAUCCUUGAAACAGCCAACAUUGACGAGGAUGAAUACAUGAGGGUUAAGAAGAUGAUUUCCAUACUUCCUUUGUUGAAGUGUGACCCUUUUUAUUCCAAUGUAUUAAUCCAUGAGAGCCAUAUUCGAUCUCAAAAGCAAUCCAUAUCAGAAUCACUUGAUCAUGCAGUGAAAACGUUGAAAUCAUCAAAAUUAUUUCUGUCACCUCUAAGAAUGAACCACACAUCUUAUCUUUCGUCAGAAUGUAACGAGAGCCCAAGUGAUGUUUUUCCAACAAUGUUUGCCCCCAUUUCUCUUGACAGCAGUUCCACUUCUUUCAGACACACCCUAAGCCCAAUCAAAUUGUCUCCUCUCAAUUUUUCACGACCAAGCACAACUGGUGCGAGCUCAAAGGAUUGUUCCUCAUGCAGCGAGUCAGAAGUAACCUCACAACUCACAAUGAGAAAUGAUGUCGAAAAACGCAUUUUCACCACUUUAACAAGAGAGAAGAACGAAAAACAACGAUUGGAGGCUAUCAUAGUUCUUCAAGCUUUCCUCAGAAUGAUUUUGGCUCGAAGGAAACUGCAAUUCUUACAGUGUCCAUUGUCAAAAGGUGCCCACAUUUAG
Naegleria fowleri is the source of this 1947-nucleotide messenger RNA. RefSeq lists its product as uncharacterized. Lineage: Eukaryota; Heterolobosea; Eutetramitea; Acrasida; Naegleriidae. The coding region runs from base 1 to 1947 and encodes 648 amino acids. Gene Ontology annotation, molecular function: protein binding. The transcript has a single exon. The record is from RefSeq and is a predicted model, not a curated record.